AUGGCGGAUGGAUCUCUUCUAUGCGUGGUAACGAAGGCAAAAAGCAACAAAGGUGGUGACGGUGUAUUCGUCGUUAUUAAAGAGAAUACAGAAAUAAUCAGCUUGAGAUAUCGAGUGGCGGAAAGGCUUAAAAUACCAAUGCAAUCUCUUUCACUGAAGUUCAUAUGCGAAAGGGAAAAGAAAUUCAGCAUUUCAAUUGACAAUGACGACGACUUAAAUUUGAUGUUCGAGUAUUGUCGGCGUAAUGGAUUUACAGACGCGAAUUUGACAAUACCGACAGAAAAUUCGCGGUGCGCAGAUACCCCGUUCACCCAAACCUGUAAUGAUGAGCGUAUUCCUAAUGACAACCCCACCGGCGACUCGAUCAUGCUGCUGGAAGACAUGCUUAAUCACCAAACAAAGAUCCCAACUGAGUGGCACACCUCCAUACGUGAAGUUGGUCAGAAAUUUGAUAGUGCUGCUGAAGUUAGAUUAGCACUUCAAUACUAUUCAAUUGCUAAACGGUUCGAGUAUGAUUUUUACCACAAUGAACAAAGACGCAUAAGAGUCUAUUGCCGAUUCAAACACACACAUGGUUGCCCUUGGAUGUUGUUUGCUUCCCCGCUCAGAAAUUCGUCUAUCAUGUCCAUAAAGAAUUUUGAGUCUACCCACACCUGCGGUCAAUAUGGAGCAAAUGCUGGCAACUCAAGGGCAUCAAGGAAGUUCAUUGCUAGCCAAAUACAAGCUAUUUUGAAGGUUAAGCCAGAUCUUCGUGCAGUCGAUAUCAAGAACGACAUGCUCUCUAAUUUUGGCAUCAAGAUUAACUACAGUAAAGCGUGGUGGAGCAAGGAGACAGCUCAACAGGACCUGUUCGGUGACGAUGAUGAGGCUUACGAUUCACUGAGAUGGUAUGAAUCCAUAGUGCAUGCAACUAAUCCAGGGAGUCGUGUUGUUAUUGAUGCUGAUGACGGGAGGUUCAGACGAUUGUUCAUUUGUUAUAAUACCUGUAUUGAAGGGUUCAUUGCUGGGUGUAGGCCUCUAUUGUUUUUGGAUGGAACAUUUAUUAAAGAUCGUUACAGAGGCAUACUACUUAGCGCUACUGGGUAUGACGGCAACCAGGGAUUAUUUCCCCUAGCUUAUUGUGUAUGCGACCAAGAGAAUGAGGUUAACUGGAAAUGGUUCUUACAAGGAUUAUGGACGUUACUGUAUGAUAGGGAAAAUCCUUACCAACCUCCACAUCGACUGGUAAUGAUUUCAGACGCCGACAAGGGUAUCAGGGCAGCAGUCGAGGAAUUCUUUCCAGAUGUAUUCCAUUCAAGGUGUGUUCUGCAUCUAGUCGAGAAUUUCAAAUAG
Messenger RNA from Asparagus officinalis (garden asparagus), 1332 nucleotides. RefSeq lists its product as uncharacterized. NCBI's taxonomy places the organism in Eukaryota, Viridiplantae, Streptophyta, Magnoliopsida, Asparagales, Asparagaceae. The transcript is spliced from 3 exons. The coding region runs from base 1 to 1332 and encodes 443 amino acids. The record is from RefSeq and is a predicted model, not a curated record.